Naumovozyma castellii is the source of this 432-nucleotide messenger RNA. It is a transcript of the gene COF1, whose product is annotated as cofilin. The record is from RefSeq and is a predicted model, not a curated record. Bases 1 to 432 code for a protein of 143 amino acids. NCBI's taxonomy places the organism in Eukaryota, Fungi, Ascomycota, Saccharomycetes, Saccharomycetales, Saccharomycetaceae. The transcript is spliced from 2 exons.
AUGUCAAGAUCUGGUGUUGCUGUCGCAGACGAAUCUUUAACCGCCUUCAACGACUUGAAAUUAGGUAAGAAGUACAAGUUUAUCUUGUUCGGUUUGAAUGACCAAAAGACUGAAAUUGUCGUUAAGGAAACUUCUACUGACCAAUCUUACGAUGCUUUCUUAGAAAAAUUACCAGAAGAUGACUGUUUAUAUGUUGUGUACGAUUUUGAAUAUGAAAUUAGUGGCACUGAAGGUAAGAGAUCUAAGAUUGUUUUCUUCACUUGGUCUCCAGAUACCGCUCCAGUUAGAUCUAAGAUGGUUUAUGCAUCCUCUAAGGAUGCUUUAAGAAGAGCCUUGAAUGGUGUCUCAGCAGACAUUCAAGGUACUGACUUCUCUGAAGUCUCUUACGAAAAUGUCCUAGAAACUGUUAGCAGAGGUGCCGGUUCUCAUUAA